Molecule: messenger RNA, 2342 nt
Organism: Hypanus sabinus (Atlantic stingray)
Lineage: Eukaryota; Metazoa; Chordata; Chondrichthyes; Myliobatiformes; Dasyatidae
Product: tubulin alpha-1D chain-like
Exons: 4
Coding region: 127-1476 (449 amino acids)
Biological process (GO): mitotic cell cycle; microtubule cytoskeleton organization
Cellular component (GO): cytoplasm; microtubule
Molecular function (GO): GTP binding; structural constituent of cytoskeleton
Source: RefSeq, a predicted model, not a curated record
GCGGACAGCCAAGCACGUUGUGGUGACGUACGUGUUACGUACAAGCGCAAACGCGCGGUUGCGCAUGAGCACUUUAGCCGUUGACUUCCGACGACUCGUGGGCGACGGACUGGGGCGAAGGCGAAGAUGCGUGAAUGUAUCUCCAUCCAUGUUGGCCAGGCUGGUGUCCAGAUGGGCAAUGCCUGCUGGGAGCUGUACUGCUUGGAGCAUGGCAUCCAGCCAGAUGGACAAAUGCCUAGUGACAAGACCAUUGGAGGUGGAGACGACUCCUUCAACACCUUCUUCAGGGAGACUGGAGCAGGGAAGCAUGUUCCACGAGCUGUCUUCGUUGAUCUAGAACCAACUGUGAUUGAUGAGGUUCGCAGUGGUACCUAUCGGCAGCUGUUCCAUCCUGAGCAGCUCAUCUGUGGGAAGGAGGAUGCUGCAAACAAUUAUGCCCGUGGACACUACACCACUGGCAAGGAGCUGAUCGACUUGGUCCUGGACAAACUCCGUAAGCUGGCUGAUCAGUGCACAGGGCUCCAGGGAUUCCUCGUCUUCCACAGUUUUGGUGGAGGCACUGGCUCUGGUUUCACCUCUCUGCUGAUGGAACGUCUGUCUGUGGAUUAUGGCAAAAAAUCCAAGCUAGAGUUUGCCAUCUACCCAGCUCCUCAGAUCUCCACCGCAGUGGUUGAACCCUACAACUCUAUCCUGACCACCCACACCACCUUAGAGCAUUCAGACUGCGCCUUCAUGGUGGACAAUGAGGCCAUCUAUGACAUCUGCCGGAGAAACCUGGACAUAGAGCGCCCAAGUUACACCAAUCUGAAUCGCCUCAUUGGUCAAAUUGUGUCCUCCAUUACAGUAUCCUUGCGCUUUGACGGUGCCCUGAAUGUUGAUCUGACAGAGUUCCAGACCAAUUUAGUCCCGUACCCACGUAUCCACUUCCCUCUGGCUACCUAUGCCCCUGUGAUCUCGGCUGAGAAGGCUUACCAUGAACAACUGUCUGUGGCUGAGAUCACCAAUGCCUGCUUUGAGCCAGCAAACCAGAUGGUGAAGUGUGAUCCUCGCCAUGGCAAGUACAUGGCUUGUUGUCUGCUUUACCGGGGUGACGUGGUGCCAAAAGAUGUCAAUGUUGCCAUUGGUGCCAUCAAAACCAAACGUAGCAUCCAGUUUGUUGACUGGUGCCCCACUGGUUUCAAGGUUGGCAUCAACUACCAGCCUCCUACUGUGGUGCCUGGCGGUGACCUGGCCAAGGUGCAGCGUGCAGUCUGUAUGCUGAGCAACACCACCGCUAUUGCUGAAGCCUGGGCUCGCCUUGACCACAAGUUUGACCUGAUGUAUGCCAAGCGCGCAUUUGUGCAUUGGUAUGUGGGGGAAGGGAUGGAGGAGGGGGAGUUCUCCGAGGCCCGGGAAGACAUGGCAGCAUUAGAGAAGGAUUAUGAAGAGGUUGGUGCAGAUACUAUUGACGACCAGGGUGAAGAGGAAGAAUAUUAGGUGAUCAAAAACCAUCCCUAAUUAUUGAUUGAGGAUAAUUUGCAGAUUAGAUUCAUUCCAAGCGGGGAAAUUGAUUUCCAGUAUUUUUUUUCUGUCAAUUGGAAAUUGUACUCAUCCUGUUAAGCUAAUGUUGCUUUUAAUUCUGCUGAAUGUUGCAAUUAUGAGAAUACAUAAAAAAAAAAUUUUGAGCUGAGUAGACAAACAGUAAGCAUUUGUAUAUCAAAGGAUUAUUAACCAUGUAUGUAUUAACUAUAACACAAUACAGCUGUAUACCAUAAAAGGUGGAUGUAAAUGUUGUAAUUUAAUCCAUACACUUCAAUGAUUUGACAUUUGAAUUACCCAAUCUAAUCAUCUCACAUGCAAAAACGUACCAGUGGAGGUAAUUCAAUGUGAUUAUUCCAACUGUUUAUUGUUCCAUGUACACGGAGCAAGCACAAUAAUAGAGUAGUAUGACUAAGUGUUUUUACUGAAUCAUAUUAGUAACUACACGCUGGACAACUUCAUGUGGAAGCAACCAACCAGGCGCACUGCGAUGAAAUACAAGUGUACUCAAAAAAGAGAGUGAGAACUCUGCGUAUAGGCAGCCUAAACAAUUUAAUGAUUGAUUGAUCUGAUACAGUUCACUUAUGAUGACUGAAUUGCACUCCAUUUUCACUACCAACACCACCACAUAGCCAGGCAACACAGCUAACAGUAACUGGUUGAUGUAAUUAAUCUAAAGUAUAUUUGAGAUUAUUUAUGAUGCUAAUAGGAAAUUGAGAACAGGUGUAUUCAGAAUAGAAAUGCCUCAUUAUAGGAAGGAUGUAGAAGCUUUAGAUGGGGUGCAAGGGAGAUUUACCAGGAUGUUGGCUGGACUAGAGAGCAAU